Venturia canescens is the source of this 4374-nucleotide messenger RNA. RefSeq names its product RALBP1 associated Eps domain containing (gene Reps). NCBI's taxonomy places the organism in Eukaryota, Metazoa, Arthropoda, Insecta, Hymenoptera, Ichneumonidae. The record is from RefSeq and is a predicted model, not a curated record. Gene Ontology annotation, biological process: endosomal transport; clathrin-dependent synaptic vesicle endocytosis. The transcript is spliced from 5 exons. Gene Ontology annotation, molecular function: calcium ion binding; protein binding; molecular adaptor activity. Gene Ontology annotation, cellular component: cytoplasm; intracellular vesicle; presynaptic membrane. Bases 21 to 1976 code for a protein of 651 amino acids.
GAACUCGUAUCCGUUGGAAAAUGAAUUGGGAGUUCAUCUCCGAAGCUAAUUUACAGCUGACCGAAACCGAACAUCAAUAUUACAGUAAUAUAUUUCUGUAUUGCUGUGAACCAUCCGAUGAAGACAGUGUCCCGGUUGUUAAGGCCGCUGAGUUGUUACGUUCGGCCAAUUUACCCCGCGAUGUCACUGUAAAAAUUCUGGAAAUUUGUACAAGUCCUAAAGGCACAACACACUUGAAAAGAAAACAGUUUUACAUCAUAUUGAAAUUAGUUGCCGCGCAUCAAGCAGGAGUUGACAUACAGAGAGAGACAUCGACGCCAUUGGAGGUAAUAACAGCGUUGCCCAGAUUUACAUGGUCUUUGCUAGAGGAGGACGACGGAAGACACAGUUUGGAAUCAACAAAAAUAAUGAAGGGGAGAUCAAACUCGAGAUUGCCAGAGAGUACAACGGAAAGUGAGAGCGAGGCUGAGUCUCCGAGAGAAACAGGUGGAAGUACGGAUUCACCGACACCAACUAACAGUGUGACACAAGAGAGAAACGAGGGGAUAUUGGGGGGAGAAAACAUUUUGGACUCUGUGUCAGGAAGUUGGCAGGGUCUUUUGGUAUCGGAAGAGCAAAGACAGCUAUUGGGUACGGAAGAGGAAAGUUCUGAGCGGCACAGCAGUGACGAGGCUGAGGCUGAAGGUGACGCUGCAUCGUUUCCGCCCGAGGAAGUUUGGAUAAUAAGCGACGAGCAGCGUGAUUAUUACGCGGCUCAAUUUGCGCAGUUACAGCCUGAUCCUGAGGGCUUAUUGGCUGGAACAGUAGCUCGUACUUUCUUCGAAAAAUCACGGUUGCCUGUUGCUGAAUUACGACGUAUUUGGCAACUUGCGGAUGUAACUAGAGAUGGGGCGUUGAGUCUUCAAGAAUUUUACGUCGCGAUGCAUCUCGUUGUACUUCGACGCAAUCAUGUGCCGCUGCCCGACGUUUUGCCACCUUCUCUCGCAAUUCUCCCUGCAGUUGCUCCACCUGCUGCGGUUGUUCCACCAUCUGCCGUUCCUCCUCCACCACCUGUUACGACUCUGACUUUCGUCCAUUCCAAAAGCAAGGAAUGGACGAAAUUCGUCGAUUCACCAACCGGCACAAGCACUUCUCUAACUUCCCCAGGUCCCAAACCGGUUAAUUUCGAUUUCCAAAAAGCUGCCGUCGAACGUGAUCCCCGAAUUCUUCACCCUGUACCGCUCAGACUGACUCCCGAAGCCGCUAUACUCGCCUCUAGCGCCAACGGCACCAGCACCAACUCCAACGGCGCUGUCACUCUCGUCGAUGAUGAUGUUCAACUUUCUACCGUCACUCUUGUCCAAAGGCCACUCGCCAAAAAACCACCACCUGCACAACCCGACGACGCCGUUAUCGCCACACCAAAGAAAGAACCACCCCCUCCUCCGCCACCGCGGCCCUACAGAACUCACACGCGAAGUUCUAGUCUCGAUUUAAACAAAUUAGACUCAAUGUCUCCUCUUGGGCCCACAGCAAAAAUCGGACAAAACUUUCUCGGCGCCCCGCCUCUUGUGCCACCACGAGUUUCACCGGGAAUUACAUCUCCCAGGAAAUUAGUUGGCCAGAAAAGUGAAGGAGAGGGUCAUAGAACUAUGAGUGAAAGUCACGGAUUUGUAGCGGAUUUUUCUCACUUUUCUCCUAAAGGUGAUAACCCUGAAAAUCAAAUUGCUAGCGUGGAGGCCAGUGCUACACAAUCUCAACAAUUUGCCGGUGUUUGUGGCGCUUUUCACAUCUAUAGGAAGCCCAGUCCUAAACGUGGUGAAGGCGAAGACGAAACUGUAAAAGACGAGGCCGAGGAAGAGAGGACAUUGACGUUGCAAGAAUUGCGGGACAAAAACUCGGAGCUGCGUCUAGUGUGUGAGGAAUUGACUCGUGAAUUAGCUGGAGCACUUCAGGAAAGAAUUAAUCUUCGAGCUAAAUUAUUGCUCAUAACUUGAUCCAAUAAUUCUAAUUGCAGACUUAUCUUACGUUUUUUCAAUCACCAUUGCACCGCCGCAUUUUUCGCAUUCUUCUUCUUUUCGCUCUCACUGUUGAACCGCAUGUUAUACAUGCACACAUCGAUAAUCCGGGGAAGACGGAAACAAAUCGUAAAUUAAGAAAACCGCUUUCGUCGGAUUGAUUCAUGCCGAUACAUUCAUGCUAAUUAUGUCAAAGAUCUUUGCAACAAAACCUGAACCAUGCCGUUUUGUUAGAAAAAAUCCAAGAACGCCCAAACGUCAAUAAAUAAUGUAAUCGAUAAAUUCUCUGAUAAAUUCUCGCACUAUGGAUUAAAAUUUUUAUCAGAAAAACGUGACGGGAUGGUUUCUGGCAAAAUAUUUGUACAAUUCACUCUCGGUCUCAUUUUCAGUAAUUCACCAAAAUAAUUGAAGUGAUGCUUUGAAAGAAUUCACAAUUCGUAGAUCAAAACCAAAAUCGAUUGAUUCUCAAGCCGAAUUCAAUUGAAUGAAAAAUUUUAAGCCGACAUUUAUAAUUAAAAAAAUUAGAAGUAAACGGAAUAACAUACGCUACAGGACAUUUUUCGAUAUAAUUUUUCCGAAACGAAUGAAAGGAAUUUUUCUUCCGAAAUUCAUUGUUGAUAUGAUACAAGACGGUAUUCUCUUCAAAAUUCUCUGACAAAAAACACUCUCCGAAAAAAACGGCUGUUUGUCCUUGCAUGACCCUCGAUACUCGAAACACUGAUUCAUCUUUAUCAUUGCUAAAUACUAUGUUCGCAAAAUGCUUAUAUUGUCACCUGUAUCUCCCCUCCUCCUUUAAGAGUUAUUUAUGCACGCUGGGCGUCGAAGAACAAAGAGAGAGAGAGAGAGAGCGAGAGAGAGAGAGAGAGAGAGAUAGAGAAAAAAGAACAUAAUGAUCGUUGUAGUUUACAAGAAAUAUAAUACGUUACACGAUGAUGAAACUCUAUCGAAACCGCGAUUAAGUACUGUCGAUACAAAAAUAAAAGGAAAAGACGAAAAUGAUUGAACAAUCGAAUCGAAGCCAAAAUGUAUUUUCGUAUUUGCAAUAUAAUCAAAUUUAAUUAUUCGCGAGCUAAUUGAACCCGCUCAAGUGCGUGUUGAAUUUUCUGGGCAAUGUACGAUCGUUUGCGUUUAAAUACAGACUUUAAGGGUGCAUUGGCCUGUGGUCGCUUAACGGAAGAGAGAAUUUAGGAGGUUAAAAAACUAAAAAAAAAUGAAUCUCGAAGUUCGAAUAUAAAAAAAAAAUAUUGAGCUCUUAUCGCAACCAUCCAUUUAGUGAAGAUGUCUCCAACGUUUAUUACAAUUUAACAAUCCUCUAGACUAUUUAUGAGUAAUACUUUCUGUCUCCAUUUUCAGCAUUUUUUUGUUAGUACUUGAAAACGUGAUAAAAUAUAAGUUUCAGACUGAAAUGAAGAGAGGAAUUCCAUUUUUUUGCAAAUUUCACAAGGCCAGUGAAUCCUUAAUGCUCGCGGAAUAUAAUUGAAAAAAAAUUGAAUGAAAAACGUUAUCAUAUGGAUAUAAAUACGUGGUAAUUCUAUUGUAAUGUAUAUUUUUAGUUACAUUAGCUCGAUUUGUAAAUAAUUGAAUGAUUAGUGUACGAGGAUUUUAUCUCUCUGGGAUAAAUGGGCCUGGAACUGUAGAAUUAUAUAGAAAAAAGCAAAGAAAACUAAAACAGCCAAUUCCUCCAUUUUCUUUUCACUCAAUCUUUUUUUCAAUGCUUCAUCAACUGAUGUGAGUGUUUCCGUAGACAAAGUGAAAAAAAGAGAGAGAGAGAUUGAGAGUCGACUGAACAUGAAAUAACUUAUAAAAAAAAAAGUCAGAGUGGAACACCGGAUUGUGAUUUUUCAUUCGUUCUCGACGUUCGUUCGCUAAUUAAUUUAGGCAACCCACCGAGCGUAACGUCGUUUCGUGAUUAAUAAUAUUAUCAGCUUUCUUCGAUAUUGUGUACUAUAAGAAAAGAUUCUUGCGAGUCGUUAAAUUAUUGAGAAGAUAUUCUGUGCCAUAAGUUACGAUAUUUCGUUCUUAUUCAUUUAAAAAACAUCUUCGUUGCAAUCAUUGUUCAAACCGGUGAUCGGAUAUUCCCGGUUUUUUAUUUUUCUUCAUUUAUGUUCUAGCUUAUUGUCAGUUGAUAGAUUUAAAAUUAUUGCGAUAAUCCCACGAAGCUCGUAAAUAUCAUGCGAAACAACUCCCCGACGAGAAUCAUUUUUGUAUUUGUAUGAACUCCCUUGUAUUAUGUAUAUUAAGCUUAUUCGCCUCGAGCUCAUAUCCAAUUUAUCUUAUCAAAAACUCUUGAUUUUAUCUUUUGUAGUUUACCGCGGUGCGGAUUAAACGACUGUUGCAAAAAGAAAUAAAUGAACAUUUCAACAAUCACGACGAAAAA